AUGGAUAGUUCAGAACGGAACAAUGAUUGGAUUCUGAGCACAGGAAGGAAGGAAGGAAGGAAGGAAGGAAGGAAGGAAGGAAGGAAGGAAGGAAGGAAGGAAGGAAGAAAGGAUUGUGAUAAAAUCCAGACACCGCGUAUUGGUUGUGGGAAGUCUUUUGGUAAGAAAGAUGAGCUGGUCGGUUGUGAGGAAGUAACAAGAUUCUUGCAAAGGACUUACUAUGAAUGGCUUACUCCAUAUGGUAUGUGGCAUAAAGGGAUGCCAAGCCGACCCCGCAAGUCAGCUACUGGGAACAAGUCCAAGGCUAAUAGGCGGUCAACGACCCGCUCAAGAUCACCUACAGGUCAGUGA
Blastocystis hominis is the source of this 351-nucleotide messenger RNA. RefSeq lists its product as hypothetical. Lineage: Eukaryota; Bigyra; Opalinata; Blastocystidae. The record is from RefSeq and is a predicted model, not a curated record. The transcript has a single exon. Bases 1 to 351 code for a protein of 116 amino acids.